Messenger RNA from Perognathus longimembris pacificus (Pacific pocket mouse), 1855 nucleotides. It is a transcript of the gene Iqcm, whose product is annotated as IQ motif containing M. Gene Ontology annotation, molecular function: protein binding. The transcript has 16 exons. The record is from RefSeq and is a predicted model, not a curated record. NCBI's taxonomy places the organism in Eukaryota, Metazoa, Chordata, Mammalia, Rodentia, Heteromyidae. Bases 1 to 1839 code for a protein of 612 amino acids.
AUGCAGUGGAACAGUGUGGGUCCCUCCGUGGCCUUGGAAAAAGCUGCGGCCUGUUGCUGUUCCCAGGAAGUGGACGCUGAGCGGAGGGGAGGCAGAGAGGCGUCUUGGGAGUCCUCCUGGUUGGGCCGUGCCCGGCUAAGGAGGGCGAGCUCACGUGGAGACAACCCGUCAGAGCAGUGUGAAGGCCUUGGAGUUCCGGGUUCAGGAAGGAGCCCACUCUCGCUGUUUGUCAUGGCUGUGGUACAGGCUGUAACCCAGGCUCCAUUUCCCAAAGACCAAUGUCGUAAAAUACAGAUCCCUAGGCAAGAUUUUUUCCAUGAAGCAAAAUUUCUCAUUGCCCAACAUUAUAAGAAGAUAAGUGAGAAUAAAGUUCAAAGCACUUCUGUCGAUGUUUUUAAAGAUAAAUACCCCAAAUCACAUUUUGUCACAUACAUACCUUCAAAGAUUACAAAGACCCAAACACCGGAUGUGAUCCAAGAACACAGGGAGGUGCUGCGAACUAUUUGUUUUCCUCAGAAUCUCCCCCAAAAGGGGCAUUCGAAGGAGCCCUCGCAACAAACACAGCCAUGUGGCUUUAAUAUCAAGGAGAGAUACCAGACGGUGGAUUUUUUCACAAAAGAGCAAGUUACACUGGAUAAGAUAAUGACUGCUAUUGAAUCUGUGAGUAAGAAAAUGCAGAAGGAAAAACAACAGCUCCCUGGGAAGCCCAGAGGGUUGGAAUCCUCACACGCCCUUGCCACGUGUCCUAGCGUGUUUUUACAGCCCGUGACCUCCGCCGAGGGAACUCAGAGAGAAACUGUUGAGACCACCGUAUUUGAUGUUAUAGGACUCUUCCUCUGUGAUGUGGAGAACAAACUGGGCAGAGAGUGGGUGCCAAAUCUAGUCAUUGGUAUUCCACACUGCCAUUUACACACCCUGCACUCUCGAAUUACUGAUAUUCUCAGUUCUCUGCAGGCUUCCUGUUAUCAACUUGGAUUGGCUUCCCUUAAAGAAUUUCAUAGAGGCUGGUAUAUGAUUGGAGAGGAAUUAUGUCAGCGAGUUCUUGGCAUUUGCGUGAAAGUCGGAAAAUCUCUGAAUCGUCAGCAACGUUUCAGGAUUAUUCGACUGAAAGUCCUUGGAGCUAGGACUGACAGAUUGGACAGUAAAGUUAAAAGAAUUGGACCACAUAUAGAAAUAUUCCAAGUCUUCCGAGGAAGUAAUAAACCGGUAAUUACCAAAAAAGUGGUUCAAAUGAUCGUUGGCGUACAGGCAGCUGCCAGAGGGUGGCUUGAACGCAAAAGACUUCAAAGAAUAUCGACCAAGGCCUUGUAUCACGGACCAGAUUUGAAAUCAGUUAUAGACAUGUAUCGGAGACUCAUCCACCGUGUGAGACAUCAGCUCGGCCUUUGGAGGACAAGGCAAAUCAUCAACUAUUUAGAGCUAGAGGAAUGGAUGGACAGGAAAAAGUUCUAUGAAACAAUGUUUGCCAAGAGAGAAGACUGGCAGGGACUGCAAAAGAGCGAGCUGCUUAAGUACUUUAAUGACUGUGGCCACUUCCCAACCCAGAAACAAAUCGAUUAUUACUGGGAGCAAUUUCAUAAUUAUAAGCCAGGGAAACAAUCUGAUACAAUCCCGAGGUCCCAUGUAAUUGAAAUGCUGUUUACGAUCUACCCUCCUGUAGGGGCUCAUGCGCAGGCAAACAUACGACUGAAGUCAACGUGGCUCAGACCCAUCGUAAAUGGAGAGGAAGGCUAUAGAUACAUAGUGAGUGGACAUCCAAUACUGAAAAGAGCUAACAUCCGGGUUGUUGGAAAGUUGGUGGCCAGAUCCCUAAGAGAAAGGAAAAUGAGACAAUCUUAGGAAUCAUGAGAAGUUA